AGUCGGCGUUCCUCGUGUCUCAGGAUGCGCGAUUUUCUCCGGGACCUUUAUGUUACACGUGUAUAUGUCCAACUCCUGAGAAAGAAGGGAGCUCGUAAAUUAUGUAUCUAAUUCUGCUGAGCAGAAAUACUUUCGGGUGUUGAGUUUAGACAAAAUCUCAUGCGCAACGCAAUUUCAGUUUCGACUCAUAACGCACGCUUGUUUCGGAUCGACUGAGCUGAGAGGGGGGCAUCGACUUUGAACGAUGCGCACGCUAAUUUGAUGAACUUUUCAAAAUCUUCGAUCAGUUUUCAGUGGAAGCUUGGAGCCUUUAAAACGUUUAAAUAGAAAGACUGUCAAGUUCACCUGAAGAAGCCGUACCUUUGCCGCCACUGAUUGUCGUAAUGCGCAUUCCAAUAGAUCCCAGCACCAGCCGGAGGUUCAGUCCGCCGUCCAGCAGUCUUCAACCGGUUCCCGGAAAAGUGACUGAUGUGAGUACGACUACCGCGCAGCAAGAGGCGAGCACCGCAGUACCGAGACUCCGACCACACGAUAACAGAACGAUGGUGGAAAUCAUCGCUGAUCACCCCGCAGAACUGGUGCGAACGGAUAGUCCAAAUUUCUUAUGUUCUGUCCUGCCAUCUCACUGGAGAUGUAACAAAACUCUACCGGUAGCCUUUAAGGUUGUUGCACUAGGGGAUGUUCCUGAUGGGACAGUGGUGACAGUUAUGGCAGGUAACGAUGAGAACUACUCCGCAGAGCUGCGCAAUGCCUCUGCAGUUAUGAAGAACCAAGUGGCCCGCUUCAAUGACCUGAGGUUCGUAGGCAGGAGUGGACGAGGAAAAAGCUUCACUCUGACAAUCACAGUAUUCACAAACCCACCCCAAGUGGCUACUUACCACCGAGCCAUAAAGGUCACUGUGGACGGACCACGCGAGCCAAGAAGACACCGGCAGAAGCUGGAGGAGCCACCGAAGCCUGGCCUCUUCUCUGAGCGCCUGAGCGAGCUUGAACGCCUACGGCAAACCACCAUGCGGGUCGCCGUGCCGACACAGAGCCCACGGCCCACACUCAACACAGCUGCCAACUCCUUCAGCCCACAGGGACAGACACAGAUCUCAGACCCACGGCAAACACAGUCAUCGCCACCAUGGUCGUAUGAGCAGCCGUACACGCCCUACCUGAGCCAGAUGACCUCCCCAUCCAUCCACUCAACCACCCCACUUUCCUCCACCCGAGCCACAGGCCUGCCAGCCAUCAGUGAUGUGCCAAGACGCCUCCCAGGUACGUCUGAUCUGAGCCAUUUUGCGGCCGACCCACGCCAGUUCGAGCGGCAGUUUCCCAGCCUGUCGUCCCUGACAGAAAGCCGCUUCCCUGGCCCUCGCAUGCACUAUCCAGCAACGUUCACUUACACACCGACCCCUGCCACGUCUGCCAUGACCCUAGGCAUGUCCACCACCACCCACUACCACACCUACCUGCCUCCACCCUAUCCCGGCUCCACCCAGAACCAGAGCGGCCCCUUCCAGACCAGCAGCACCCCUUACCUUUACUACGGUGCCUCCUCUGGUUCAUACCAGUUCUCCAUGGUACCCGGAGGGGAGCGCUCGCCCUCACGGAUGCCACCUGCCUGCACCAGCGCCUCCUCGGGCAGCUCUCUGAUCAACCCCAACCUGGGUGGCCAGAGUGAGGCCGGUGAGGCAGAUGGCAGCCACAGCAGCUCACCCACUGUGCUCAACUCCAGCGGUAGGAUGGACGAGUCCGUGUGGCGACCAUACUGAGAGCACCCUAACUAACCUUGAAGGACCUGUUAGGGAGCUAAGUUCAGUGAUGUGUGUCUUUACAGAGGUGGUCUCUCAAGCACAAAAAAAGGUUUGUGAGGAAUGCUACCACACACAAAGCAGUGUAUCUUUAAUUUACAGAGUGCCGUUACAGGGAAUGAAACAAGGCAUUAUUGUGAGCUAUCUGACAUUCCACUGCAGAACCAGUGAUAGCUGUGCACACACUCCAUCACUGAGUUUUAACUGGCAUAUCAAAGAACUUCUAUUGUAUUAGGUCUUGUCUUCCAGACUAUUGACUGAGAUUAUUUUCAUACUAACUCAGUAUAAUAUAGCAUUUUUUUAACACUGAACAUCUUUUGGUUUGUUUUAUUUAUGCGUGAAAGGUCAGCUAUUUUAGGCAGUACCUGUUGACAUUGUAUAUACCCUUCUUAAUUUAUGUAUAAAAUUGUAGCAGAUGUGGUACUGAAUAAGAAACGAUAUAAGCCAUAUAAACCUAAAUUAUGCAAAGUGGUUAAUGGGACAAAAUUUUAAACGCUUGAAUAUUUUGGAGACAAUUAAUAACUUAACUGUAUAUUUACUCAUUAGUAAUUUAAAAUAUGUUUUAUCAUUAUUCUAAAAGACAAUCAAAUAUUCAAUAUGUAAAGAAUGAAGGAAAGAGACUAUGUAGGCAGACUCUGUUGUCAGAUGAAAUGUAUUUCAGUUGUUUUGGGAUUUUAAUCCUUAGAAAGCAGUGGAAUUGGGGAAGGAAGGCUGGGGUAAAAAUGCAGAGCACUUACAAAAGACACCAAGAUCUGAAGUGAGGGAACUGUUUAUUUACACGUAUGUGGUAUAUUCCACUCUCAGUUCUUUUCCUGACUUUAUCCAAUGUUUAUCAAGUUAAUUUAUUUUAAAUGUCUUUUUCUAUUUAAUGGUGUUGUUGAUUAAGACCAACAGCAUGCAGCAGGGGCCUCAGUCUUCCCGCGUUUGCGUGGAACUGUGUUCACAUCUGAGUGCCUAUUAACACUACAGUUAAUGUUCUUCUUCAGUUUACAUCAGUCCUGCCCUUAUGAAUGCAAUAAGUCUUUUAGUCUUAUAGACUCAGCACAUGUACACAAUUCAUCUAUGUGAUCAACCUUUAAUUCUUAAACUGGACUAUUAACUGUGUACUUGUAAAGUCAGGUGAGCACUAAGCAAAAAAGGUAGACCUGCUAGAAAUCUGCAAACUCCGAAAUGGUUUUCAGUGAUUUUGUGUCUCUGAUGUCUCUUUGCAACGCUUUUCUGCAUCUCAGAAAUGUAACUUUGUGGUGUCAAGUAAAAUGUGUUUCAGAUAUUCCAGGUCAUUCAUUUGAAGAUGCAUAAGGGGAGAAAUUAGGCCUGUUUUAGAUAUGAAGAUUUGAAGAUGUUAUAUUUCAUAAUGCAGACUUUUUAGUUAAAACAUGCAGACAUACAGGCCUUUUUCAAUUAUCUAAAAUACUUAAUACCAUUAAUUUACAUAAAGACCAUCUGUCAUUUCUUUUUCUAAUUGUGGAUUUAUUUAUUGCUUGACGAACCAAAAUGUGUCAAGAUAGAUUUCUUACUAAGAGAUCUGCAAGAAAGAAAUGUCACCAGCUUUAUAUUUGUAAAGGUGUAAUUUUUUACAAGUUUUAAUCAAGGUCCUUGGAUAUGUAUGUGUAUGUUUUUGGAUUCAGGCAACAUGUGGUACUUCAUACUUAAUUGUAACUUAAGAGGCUGCAGGCAGCACCCUGGGAAACCAAUGUUUUUGUUUUGUUUUCUGUUUUGUUUUGUUUUUCUUAUUUUAUCUGAAGCAAAGCACUUCUUUUAUUUUCUUUUUGCUUUUUGUUUUAAUUUUUUUUAAAUCAAUGAAGCCUAAAUGGUUUGAGAAAAAAGGAGGCUAUCCAGCUGAACAGCUGAACAUCACAUGGUUCUGAAUGGUCAGAAUAGUAGUCUGCAUAGCAGAGCCGGUACUGGCUGCAGUGAAGACACACUGCCCCAGAGUGACCACAUGCCUUUCCAGCAUCUGCCAUUCACUUCGAGUCCUUGUUUUCUUUAAUUGUUGUCUUUUGGCUGUGAGAAGAGCAAACAUGUUUACAAUAUGGCAAGAAAUCUUUAAGAGCCUGUGCACUGUUAUUAUUUGUAAUAACUGCUUUACGGCAGAGUUUAGAGUUUAUAACCAAAAAACUAAUGACUUGGUCUGUCUGAAUUAUAUGUUUUGGUUACAUCUCAAAGCCAAAGUCUUAUGAGUGAUUUUGGACAGUAAAGGGUUUGCGUCAAACAGCUGAAAAAUACAUAGCUCAGUCAGUGUCCUGAGUUUUAUAAAUGGCUUAUGGGGAAAGUUCAUAAGAGACUGUGGUCUACAAACUCACUGCUGAAUUUCACUCCCCAAUUUUUUAAUAUAUAUAUUUUCAAGUGAUUGGUGGGGUUCACAACUUCAAGGUCCUCGUGGGUCACUUAUGUUUCAUAAAUAACCAAAUAAGAAUUUUCCCUUCAAACUAAGGAAGAUAAGAAAAUGCUUGUAAGCUGGGAGAAGUUGAUGACCUUAAAGAAAUUGUGCUAUUAUUUCUAGAUCAUCUACAAAUUUAAAUCUUUAGCUAUUUUUUGAUUGUAGAGAAUUCAGCAGCAAGUUUAAACCAGCCAGCAUUGAACAGCAAAUGCCUCUACACAGUAUCUUUUACUUCUCUAACAUCAUGUUAGAACAUGUCAAUCAAAUACAUUGUUUUGUAUGUAUUAUUCUGGAAAUAAAUGUACAUUGUUUUGAAUAAUAUUCAUAAAUGUUAAGUUUGUAAACUGCUGCAGAACAUUUUUGUUUACUUUCAAGAUUGCUUUCUAUGCACAUACUGUACAGAUUGUUGUUUAGUUGGUCAGUCAUCCUGGUUUGCUCUCUCACAUAAUUUGUUGGUUUGAUUUAAUUGCGAAACUUUCAGCAGUUUCUGUGGGACUAACAAUCUUGUAAAAAUCAUGAGAUUGUUGAACAUUUCUAAUGAUUAUAUCAUUGGUCUUGGAGAAUAAAAAAUGAAUUUUGUUAAAA
This is a messenger RNA of Electrophorus electricus (electric eel), 4764 nucleotides long. RefSeq names its product RUNX family transcription factor 2a (gene runx2a). NCBI's taxonomy places the organism in Eukaryota, Metazoa, Chordata, Actinopteri, Gymnotiformes, Gymnotidae. Gene Ontology annotation, biological process: regulation of transcription by RNA polymerase II; chondrocyte differentiation; regulation of cell differentiation. Gene Ontology annotation, cellular component: nucleus. The record is from RefSeq and is a predicted model, not a curated record. Gene Ontology annotation, molecular function: ATP binding; DNA-binding transcription factor activity, RNA polymerase II-specific; RNA polymerase II cis-regulatory region sequence-specific DNA binding.